AUGACAGGUGUGAGCAUAGACUCUUUUUUUUUUUGCAUAUCUAUCUAUCUAUCUAUCUAUCUAUCUAUCUAUCUAUCUAUAGGUUUUUUUCAUUUUCUUUCCGCUUCCUGUUUUAUUUUUCUUUGUCAUUUCUUUGUUUAUUUUUUUUAUUUCUUUUUUUUUUCUUUCUUUCUUUCUUUCUUUCUUUCUUUCUUUCUUUCUUUCUUCCUUCCUUCCUUCCUUUAUCUACUUGUUUCUGUUUUUUUAUUCUUAUCUUAUCUCUUUGUUUCUUCCUAUAUUUUUUCUUUUCUUCAUUCUUUCUUUCUUCCUUUUUCUGAUAUUUUCGAUCAUCCGUUUUUAACUUUUUCUUUUGCUUACUCCCAUAAUAUCUAUCACCAACAAUUUCCUUCUUUCUUUCUUUCUUUCUUUCUUUCUUUCUUUUUUCGAUGCUUCAUCUUUCUUCUUUUCCUACCUCCUCUUAUUUCUCUUCUUUGUCAGCAACCCACUUUCUUUUUCUUCCUUUAUUUUUCUUUCAUACACGGUUCCUACAAUUUCUUUGCUAUUUUUUAUCACUCUGCCAUAUUUGCUUUUCGUAUUCUUUUUACUGAUAUGUUCUUUCAAGCGUUCUUUAGUUUUUUCCCACUUACGUAUUCAUUAUUUAUUCAUUAG
Acanthosepion pharaonis is the source of this 648-nucleotide messenger RNA. Lineage: Eukaryota; Metazoa; Mollusca; Cephalopoda; Sepiida; Sepiidae. The record is from the annotation of a GenBank genome assembly.